AUGUCCAAACCAGCAGUCAGCGCGCAGUUGCACAUCCUCAAGGCCCUGAACCGGUGGCCCAAGGACUCCCUCCGGCCCGCCGCGCAGCUCCAGGAUGUACUGAAGAAGCGGUUCGAAGGCGGCAGCGGCCCGUCCCUGUCCGAGGAGCAGAAGCUGAAGCAGGCGAAUGCCCUCUACUCGCUACUGGACAACCGUUUCCGCAAGAGGUAUGCCAUCACCGGCGAAGUGUCCAUCCUCAAGCCCCGGAGCAACCCGACCUACUACACCGACCUGCUCACUGAGUUGCAAGACGCCCCGACCCGAUCGUGGCUCCAGAGGUUUAUACUGCGAGUAAAGGGCGUUGUUCGGUUGCAAUAG
Neoarthrinium moseri is the source of this 357-nucleotide messenger RNA. RefSeq lists its product as uncharacterized. Gene Ontology annotation, biological process: mitochondrial respiratory chain complex III assembly. NCBI's taxonomy places the organism in Eukaryota, Fungi, Ascomycota, Sordariomycetes, Amphisphaeriales, Apiosporaceae. Gene Ontology annotation, molecular function: ribosome binding. Gene Ontology annotation, cellular component: mitochondrion; Cbp3p-Cbp6 complex. The coding region runs from base 1 to 357 and encodes 118 amino acids. The record is from RefSeq and is a predicted model, not a curated record. The transcript has 3 exons.